GGAUUCGGUUUUAAGUUUAACCUUUCUUAUUGGAUCUAAAAUUUUGAGCAUAUUAAACCAUCUUCAUCGUUAAGGGGAUUAUAUUCAACUAUGAAUUUGAAGUAAUUUAUAUUGAAAUGACAAAUUUAUCGUUAUUAAAUGUAAAUUUUAUAAAAUAUUUUAAAAUUUAGUAUUAUUGAAUUUGUCAUUUUAUAAAAAAACUCAGAAAUCUACUGUUAUUGGAAAAAAAAUGAUUGUAAAUUUUAGAGUGGUUCAUGUUUUUUACGACUUUAAUUCGAGUAGAUUCCUUAGUUUAAAAUACAAAAAUUCAGAUCUCAUGUUUUUUUUAAUAUAAAAGUUAUAUCAAAAAAUUUAAUUCACCUAAACUAAUCAAAAAACUCAUUAAAAAUCAAAGCAUCCAAAUAUAGUUGGAUUUAAAAAUGAAAAAUAGAAAAAUUAGAUCAAGAAUGCAUAAAGAAUGAAAAGAGAAACAAAAAACUUUUAACUCUGACUAAUUUUUAAGAGACUCUGGAAAUUUGCCUUCUCCAACUGGCUCACUUUUGCUUAUUUGUAAAAUUUAAUCACAAAUGUAAAGUAUAUUCAGAUAGUUAGAGCAUCUUUAUCCAUGAAAAAAAGAGCAUUUAGAGGCUGGGUCCCACCAAAAAUCCAAGCACCGCUGUUUCUGCCUGCUAAAUAAGCGUCGUGUUUCCUUUGUUGCUUGUUCUGUUCGUGGGUUCCACUGACACGUGGCAAUCCACGAUUGAUUUUUUUUUUAUUUUUUUAAUCAAAUAAAAAAAUAAUAAAAAAAAUAAAAAAAUAAGUGGGGUGCUGGGAUCAAUAUGGCCUUAUAUUACAAUUAUGAGAAUUUUCAAGCCAGAGUACGCUUUAUGCAUCUACAGUCCAGUCAUUCGAAACCUUAAUUUGUGUUUAACCGUAUUGUAUCUGGAAAAUACUUUUAACAUCCAUUAGUAAAAUUUCUCUCUGUCCAUAGACAUAGUUAAUCUGUUCGUUUAUGUUUCAGCACUAUCUUCAUACAUCCGUUAUAACAUCUCUUUUAUUAAAAUGCAUACAUAAUCUCCACCAACAGUAGAUUCAUUAAUUGACUAAUCAUCAUUAGCACAAUUCGUGGGCAAUGUCCCAUCCACUCCGCUUAAUAUAUAGUAAACUAUUCGGAUCCUUUAAAAAUAGAAGCCUUACAAGAUGACAUUAUCAUCCAUAUCCUUAAUUUGAUUUAGGAUCUUUUAUCUUUUCGGAAGCAACAAGAGAAAAAUAAUAAUACUUACAGGUAAGGGUUUGUAACAUGUCCUCCUUGAUGAUUUAAGACUGGUUUUAGAAAAAGCAUAUUUGAGAAAUUUAUUUUCCAAAAUAUCGUGCACCCCACAUUCCACCAAGUAGUCACUUAAAAAUAGUAAAAACAUUCCAAAGAAUAAAUAUAUAUAAUUUCUGACCAGAUUCACUUGUUUAUGGUUAUUAUGGACAACGAAUCAUAAUAGUUACUAAAAUAAAUCAGAUAUUUAGAAAAAAUUAAAACCAUUAACAGGAAGCAAACAAUGGUGUUCUGUAUUUGCUAAGUCUGAAAAAUCAAACACCGUUUUUGGUUAGUUUAAGUUUCUUUUUUCUCUCCAUAAUCUCCUAAAACUCCUCUUUAUUACAGGAUUAAGAAAACAAAAGAGAUUAAAAAAAAAUUCAAAAUACAGAAUUCUUCUCAUUUUUUUUAUUAUUUUAAUUAAGAAGGGUCAAAGCAAUGGAGCAAGAACAAGAGAGCUACAAAUCAAGAUUGUUUCAUUUCAAGAACAUGAGCGAACACUCAGCUUCACGACGUGUUAAAAGCUGGAGCUCAGAUUGUGUCGAUACAGACAAUUUUGAUGAAGAUGACAAUGACAUGAUGAUGUUCAGAAGUCAACCCGGAAAAGCCAGUAGCGUUGACCGGCCGUCAUUGCCUUUAAGCGGUGGUGCAACGCCCAACCGCAACGACAAGCUUGCCGCUCCGAGGAUGGUUUCAUCCGAAUCGAUGGAGGCGUUACAAGCAGCAAUGGACCAAAUGAAAGAAAAGUUUUCGAAACUGCUUCUUGGAGAAGAUAUGUCUGGAGGAGGAAAAGGCGUUUCUUCAGCUUUGGCUUUAUCUAACGCCAUUACCAAUCUAGCAGCGUCUGCGUUUGGAGAGCAGAGGCGUUUAGAGCCAAUGGUGGCUGAUAGAAAAGCGCGGUGGAGAAGAGAAAUUGGAUGGCUUAUCUCUGUGGCCGAUCAUAUAGUUGAGUUCGCUCCAACGCAACAAACAAACAAAGAUGGAACUUCAAUGGAAGUCAUGUCAACAAGACAGAGAACAGAUCUUCUCUGCAACAUUCCCGCACUUAAGAAACUAGAUGCAAUGCUUCUUGAUUGUCUUGAUAAAUUCAAGGAUCAGAACGAGUUUUAUUAUGUCAAAAAGGAUUCUCCUGAUUCUGGCGAGACAAGAAACGAUGAUAAAUGGUGGUUACCAGCGGUUAAAGUCCCACCUAAUGGCCUCUCAGAGAUAUCAAGAAGGUUUCUACAGAGCCAAAAGGAAUGUGUUAACCAAGUCCUUAAAGCUGCAAUGGCAAUAAACGCUCAAGUGCUGUCUGAAAUGGAGAUUCCUGAGAGCUACCUAGAAUCACUUCCCAAGAAUGGGAGAGCUAGCUUGGGAGAUGUGAUAUACAAAAUGAUAACAGUAGAGAUGUUUGAUGCAGACCAGUUCCUAAUUGAAAUGGAUUUAUCAUCUGAGCACAAGAUUCUUGAUCUAAAGAACAGAAUCGAAGCGUCGAUUGUGAUAUGGAAGAGGAAAAUGGUGCAGAAAGACACAAAAUCUGCCUGGGGAUCAACAGUGAGUACUGAGAAGAGAGAACAGUUUGAAGAAAGAGCUGAAACUAUCUUGCUUCUUUUGAAACUAGGGUUUCCUGGAAUCUCUCAAUCCACACUUGAUAUCACCAAGAUUCAAUGCAACAGAGAUGUAGGACUUGCUAUAUUAGAGAGUUACUCAAGAGUGCUUGAGAGUUUGGCUCACACGGUGAUGUCAAGAAUAGAAGACGUGCUAUACGCUGAUCAACUUACUCAAGAACCUACAAAUGCAUCUAGUAAGAAUAGAUAUACUGUUAUAGAGACAGAGAAACCGAAGGAGGAACGGAUUAGUUUCUCAGAGGAAAGGCUUUCAGGGACAUCACUCUCAGAUGUUAUGCAAUGGGGUAACAAGAACAAUGAGGUGAAGAAAGAAAGCUAUUAUGGAGGAGAUAAAGAGAAACCAUUGUUGUCAAAAGUCACAGGUAUUAUGACAACCAACAAAAAGAGUUCUUAUCUUGAAAAUCUUGGAACUAUGAGGAGUCCAACCGCAAGAUAUUCUUGAGAAAAAACAAAUCUUGUAAAAUUAGGUUUGAAAUGCAAUUUUAUUUGUCCAUGAUUCAAAUGAAAAAAAGCUCACCAUUGUGUUGUAGCAGACUUGACAUGCAAUUUUUUUUUCAUUGAUUCAUCAUAGCAAUUAACACAAGACAAUAUACAUAGAUCAG
Molecule: messenger RNA, 3494 nt
Organism: Brassica napus (rape)
Lineage: Eukaryota; Viridiplantae; Streptophyta; Magnoliopsida; Brassicales; Brassicaceae
Product: rop guanine nucleotide exchange factor 11
Exons: 5
Coding region: 1724-3334 (536 amino acids)
Molecular function (GO): guanyl-nucleotide exchange factor activity
Source: RefSeq, a predicted model, not a curated record